AUGGUGUACAAUGAUGAGGUGAGGAAGUUCGUUGAGGGACUAGGAGUGGAGAAGAUAAGCAAGAGGCUGGUGAACUCGAGGGAAGGUCCUCCAGUGUUCGAGCAGCCGGAGAUGACUCUUGAGAAGCUUAUGGAGUAUGGUAACAUGCUUGUGAUGGAGAAAGAGAACGUCAAGAGAAUCCAGCUUGCUGACCAAUACUUUAACGAGACUGCGUUGGGAGAGAACGUCAAAAGAGUCCAGCUUCACUGUGUAACUUGCGUUGCAGGUAAAAGUGAUGUUACUGAUCCUGCGGCCAAAAACUUUGAUCCAAUAGCUAGAAGUGACUGA
Brassica napus (rape) is the source of this 327-nucleotide messenger RNA. RefSeq names its product ribulose bisphosphate carboxylase/oxygenase activase, chloroplastic-like. Gene Ontology annotation, molecular function: ribulose-1,5-bisphosphate carboxylase/oxygenase activator activity. The record is from RefSeq and is a predicted model, not a curated record. Lineage: Eukaryota; Viridiplantae; Streptophyta; Magnoliopsida; Brassicales; Brassicaceae. The transcript has a single exon. Gene Ontology annotation, cellular component: chloroplast stroma; thylakoid. Bases 1 to 327 code for a protein of 108 amino acids.